Molecule: messenger RNA, 510 nt
Organism: Camponotus floridanus (Florida carpenter ant)
Lineage: Eukaryota; Metazoa; Arthropoda; Insecta; Hymenoptera; Formicidae
Product: bolA-like protein DDB_G0274169
Exons: 4
Coding region: 94-414 (106 amino acids)
Cellular component (GO): mitochondrion
Source: RefSeq, a predicted model, not a curated record
AAAUGUAUAAAUGUAAAAACAAGGCUUCUAAGAAAAUUGAUAUUUAAAAGAAAUUAUAGUAUAUUUCACCGGAAAGACAUAAACAGUGAAGCAAUGCUGAAACCAAUAGAAAAUUCAAUCAAGAGAAAACUGGAAACCGCAUUGAGACCUCUGUACUGUAAUAUCAUUAAUGAAUCUCAUAUGCAUAAUGUUCCCAAGGACUCCGAGACACAUUUCAAAGUGGUGAUUGUAUCAGAAAGAUUUAACAAACAGCCAUUGAUUGAGAGACAUCGAAUAAUAAAUGAAUUAUUGCAAGUGGAACUACAAGAAAGCGUACAUGCUUUAUCAAUAGUAGCAAAAACACCAGAACAAUGGGAAGCAAGCAAUAAAACAGUGACUGCGAGUCCUGCUUGCAGAGGUGGUUUUGGAAAAUAACGUUAUUUAAUAAUUUAAUUAAGGAUAACUUAGGUAUAAAAAUAAAUUAUGCAAUAUACGUAAUAUAAAUAAUAAAGACAUAUUUUAAUUUGAUUU